CCGAGCGCGGGGACAGCCAGUGCAGACGCCAUGUCUGCCGCGAGCACAGCGUUCCUCACCCUCGCGGUGCUGAUUUUACUGUCGGUGUCGAUAGUGGUGGGCGGAGCUCCUCCUCCGCAACCUCCGGAGGAGAACGAAGUGGCCAGCUCUGUUGCAGUCAGACGAGUAGGCCCUCCCGGCCCUCCCGGAGAACCUGGUAGACCUGGAUAUGAUGGUGUUCCCGGGCCACCGGGGAGGAAGGGCGAUCCCGGGCGACCUGGAACACCUGGACCACCUGGAAUUCCUGGGCCAGUUGGACCUCCCGGACCUCCUGGACGUGCUGGACCGAUAGUGGAAGACCCAUCUGCUGCGUGCGAGUGGAGUGAAGACUUGCAGAAACUGGAGCAGAACCUGUACGAGCUGCAAGUGAAGCAAGAGGAGUCACUUCAUCAGCUUCGUCUGACAUUCGAGGAGCUGCUGCACCAGCUGAGGAGCACCUUCAUUGGCUGCAAGUGCAGUACCCUUCGAAAUGUGUUCCCACCACAGUGAACCUAGUUGUUUGAGAUGCAGGCUAUACAUCCUGAAUGCAGUAAGGUGAUGUGCAUUGUGCUGUUGCUUAGAUCUAGCAUAUUAGCUAAUUAUCCAGUGUUGCUCACUUAUUGAUUACAUUCUCGUGUUAAGCAUAUUUUCAUAUAAUAGUGUAUUUCUGAAAAAUAGAGUUUAUGUUAAAAAUUCAUUCAAAAA
Molecule: messenger RNA, 723 nt
Organism: Schistocerca nitens (vagrant locust)
Lineage: Eukaryota; Metazoa; Arthropoda; Insecta; Orthoptera; Acrididae
Product: collagen alpha-2(IX) chain-like
Exons: 3
Coding region: 31-528 (165 amino acids)
Cellular component (GO): cuticular extracellular matrix
Molecular function (GO): structural constituent of collagen and cuticulin-based cuticle
Source: RefSeq, a predicted model, not a curated record